AUGCACCGGCGAGCAAUUUGGAGGCUAUCGCGCCGCGUCGAUGUGUCCUCAUCGACUACAUCGCCAUCGCCGAAUCCCUCGUAUCCGCGGACCUUUCGAUCGUCCGCGGUCCGAUUAAACACAUCUGAAUCGGGCGGUGGAAAUGGUGAUGAUGCAGGCCCUAGUCCUUCAGCGGGUACUCCCAAGUUUGGAAACCGAUGGGCGAGCAGGCAGACUGCAAAGCCGACAGGCUUGAGUCCAUCAGAACAAGCUCUGCGAGAUUCUCUCGUGGCCAGCAGCCGACCCGCCUCUACUCCGGAGGCUUCCAAACGAUCAGGGCCUGCAUGGGGGAAUAGACAGGUUGCAAGGCCAACAGGUCUUAGCCAGGCGGAGCAAGCAUUGCGCGACUCUUUGAUGUCGAGAAACCGGGCGGCAGCUGCACCAGAAGCUCGGACCGGAUUUAGUCGCCAGCAAAAACCUCCGGGGUCGCGCCUUAACAGAAACCACACCCCCCGAUCUACCGACCAUUCCCCCGAAAAUUUUUCCAGGUCGACAAGGACCAACGCAGGAUCUCAACAUGAGAGGCAGCACAGGUUACAUCGACCUUCGCGGCGUACUGAUUGGCACUGUCAGAGCUGCGAUUUAAAUGUCUUCGCAAGACACGAUUCAUGUCCAUCCUGCAAGUCCCCGCGCCCAGAAUCACCGAGGGAAGAACCAAAGGAACGUCGAGCAGGAGACUGGAAAUGCCACGAGUGUGAUGCGAUUGUUUUUGGAUGGCGCAAAUCAUGCGUCCAGUGCGGCGCACCAAAACCGGCUUCCCAGACCUUGCGCAACCCCUCAGGAAAGAGAGAUCAUGCGGGGGCUACUAAGCUCAAAGAUCUAGGCCAGUCGAUUCUUGCGGAGACGGAAAAAGACAAACCCUUUAGUCGUCAAAUGCGCCACACCGAAAGCAAGUCUUCCCAAGAACAAGAACAGACAGCGAAAUCGGACAAACCGGAGAAGAAAGGCAAGAAAGAAAAGAAGGAGGUGGAGAAAGGGAAGGAUGCAAAUGCUGAGCAGAAAGAUGAAUGGGCCUGGGAUAUGUCUGCCCUGAAGGAUUUGGAAACUCUCGAGGCCCAGCAGAAUGAAAGUGAGCAGAAAAAGCCAAAACGACGGGACGGGCGAAAGCAACGUGCAUCGCAACCUGAAGAGGGCGAUUUUGACCCGGAGGAGCGCAACCGUCGUCGCGAAGAGCGCAAGCGCAAGAAGAACAGGGGUUCCAAGGAGGCCGAGACUGCCCCUGCACCUCUGUACUUGCCCGAGUUCAUCAGCGUGAGUAAUCUUGCUGAUGUUAUUGGUGUGCGACAGGCACAAUUUGUCGCCCGCAUGGAAGAGAUGGGCUUCGAGGACGUGACUUACAAUCAUGUUCUGGAUGCUGAAACUGCCGGUCUGGUUGCGGCUGAGUAUAACUACGAGGCUAUCUUUGAUACUGGAGCUGAAGACCUGAGUGCUGCACCGGAGCUAGAGGAUUCGUCUUCGUUGCCAACCCGCCCACCUGUGGUGACGAUCAUGGGCCAUGUUGAUCAUGGCAAAACAACCAUCUUGGAUUGGUUGCGCAAGUCUUCGGUUGCAGCUACUGAGCAUGGUGGCAUCACCCAGCAUAUUGGUGCUUUCUCUGUUGCGAUGCCGUCGGGAAAGAUGAUCACUUUUCUGGACACUCCUGGACACUCUGCGUUCUUGGAGAUGCGCCGUCGUGGUGCUGAUGUGACAGAUAUCGUUGUGCUUGUUGUGGCUGCGGAUGACAGUGUGAAGCCCCAGACUAUCGAAGCCAUCAAGCACGCUAUGCAAGCUGAUGUUCCUAUCAUUGUUGCCAUCAGCAAAAUUGACAAGGAAGGCCGCAACCCGGAUCGGGUGAAGCAAGACCUCUCGGUUCACGGCGUCCACGUCGAGGACUAUGGCGGUGACGUCCAGGCCAUCCCUGUAAGCGGUAAGACCGGUGAGGGUAUGCUGGAGUUGGAGGAGGCCAUCGGUGCCCUCUCGGAAAUGCUGGACCAUCGUGCCGACAGGACCUGCAAUGCAGAGGGAUGGGUUAUCGAGGCCACUACGAAGAGCUAUGGCCGUGUGGCCUCGGCCCUCAUUCGUCGUGGUACUCUACGACCAGGUGAUGUGAUCGUUGCUGGCCAGACCUGGGCUCGCGUGCGAACACUUCGUAACGAAGCCGGUGUGGCUAUCAGUGAAGCCACACCAGGCAUGCCGGUCGAGAUUGACGGAUGGAGAGAACAGCCUGUUGCUGGAGCCGAGAUUCUGCAAGCCCCCAACGAGCAAAAGGCCAAGGACGUGGUUGCCUAUCGUCAAGAGCGAUCGGAGACCCAGAAGAUGGGUGAAGAUAUGGUUGCUAUCAACGAGGCUCGCCGUGAGCUUUUGGAGAAGCGUAAGCUCGAGGAAUCGGAUUCGGAAGAGCCAACUAGCGCCAAAUCUGAGCCAUCCGGCCCGAAAGCAGUCAAUUUCAUUAUCAAAGCUGAUGUGAACGGCUCGGCCGAGGCCGUACUGAACUCCAUCGCUGCCAUUGGUAACAACGAAGUCUACGCCAAUGUCCUGCGUUCCGGCGUGGGCCCAGUGACAGAGUUUGACAUUGAGCAUGCGGCUAGCGCCAGUGGCCGCAUCAUCUCGUUCAAUACACCCAUCGAAGCUAACAUCAUCCGCAUGGCGGAGCUGGAGGGUGUGAAGAUUAUGGACCAUAACAUCAUCUACAAACUUAUCGACGACGUCAAGGAUGUUCUCAGCGAGCAACUAGCCCCUACCGUGACCCACCGGGUAACAGGUGAAGCUGAAGUUGGCCAGAUAUUCGAGAUCACUGUCAAGGGUCGGGACAAGAUUGCUAUUGCGGGCUGUCGUGUCCGCAAUGGUCUCAUCAACAAGACCCGGAAGGUCCGAGUAAUUCGUGGCAAUGAGACAAUUUACGAUGGCACUAUCACCUCCCUUAAGAACGUUAAGAAAGACGUAACAGAGAUGCGCAAGGACACCGAGUGUGGCAUUGGCUUUGAGGAUUGGACUGAUUUCGCUGUCGGUGACCACGUCCAGUGCUACGAAGAGAUUUUUGAGAAGCGCCACCUGUGA
Messenger RNA from Penicillium macrosclerotiorum, 3075 nucleotides. Its product is annotated as translation initiation factor 2. The record is from RefSeq and is a predicted model, not a curated record. The coding region runs from base 1 to 3075 and encodes 1024 amino acids. The transcript has 3 exons. Gene Ontology annotation, molecular function: translation initiation factor activity; GTP binding; GTPase activity. NCBI's taxonomy places the organism in Eukaryota, Fungi, Ascomycota, Eurotiomycetes, Eurotiales, Aspergillaceae. Gene Ontology annotation, biological process: translational initiation.